AUGAAGUCGGGAUUCUUUGCAUUCGCCCUCUCGCUCCUCGCGGCGCCGGUGCUGUCGGUCGCCGUGAGAGUCGUCAGGCAGCUCGCCAUCCCACACGACGAGCCGCAGUGGGCGAUGACGGACAAGUUCACCUCGGCCAUCCUCGAAAGCACCAACCUGUACCGCCAACAGCACAACGCCCCGGAUCUCACGUGGAAUGAGACCCUCGCGUCCUUUGCAACCGGCCACCUCGAACGGAGCGACUGCGAGUUCAAACACUCAGGCGGUCCGUAUGGCGAGAAUCUUGCCCUGGGGUUUCCGAAUGUCACUGCGAGCGUGGAGGCCUGGGGCAACGAGAGGGACAAGUUUGACUGGGAAAACUUCCGGUUCCAGUUUGAGACGGGACACUUCACACAGUUGGUGUGGAAGACGACCACUUCAGUUGGGUGCGACAGACGGGUGUGCGCCAAGUCCGGGUGGUAUCUCGCGUGCGAGUAUUGGCCCAGGGGGAAUGUCCAGGGGCAGUAUCGCGGCGAAGUCGAAACGAGAGUACCUACACCGGACGGCAAAUAG
Messenger RNA from Metarhizium album ARSEF 1941, 552 nucleotides. RefSeq names its product Allergen V5/Tpx-1-related protein. The transcript has a single exon. Gene Ontology annotation, cellular component: extracellular region. Lineage: Eukaryota; Fungi; Ascomycota; Sordariomycetes; Hypocreales; Clavicipitaceae. The record is from RefSeq and is a predicted model, not a curated record. Bases 1 to 552 code for a protein of 183 amino acids.